This is a messenger RNA of Diceros bicornis minor, 1660 nucleotides long. It is a transcript of the gene GPR84, whose product is annotated as G protein-coupled receptor 84. The record is from RefSeq and is a predicted model, not a curated record. NCBI's taxonomy places the organism in Eukaryota, Metazoa, Chordata, Mammalia, Perissodactyla, Rhinocerotidae. The transcript has 2 exons. Gene Ontology annotation, biological process: neuropeptide signaling pathway. Bases 247 to 1461 code for a protein of 404 amino acids. Gene Ontology annotation, cellular component: membrane. Gene Ontology annotation, molecular function: urotensin II receptor activity.
CUUUGGAGUAAGUAGCAGGGGAAUUUCAACAGAGAAGCCCAGAUUUCACUAGCCAAAGCAAAAUGAGUAGGACCGGAGGUGAGGGAGGAAGUGGCUGAGGUUGGGUAACUGGGGAGUUUCUUAUUCUUUCAGUCUAGUAAAAUAGGACACAGGAGAGCAAGGGACCUCCUGUUUGCAGCCUGACUGCCCACCAGAAAGGACUGAUCUUUGAGUGAGUUUCACUUCUUCCACUGGAGAGAGAAGUGAAUGCUGACAGACUCCGCCUCCAUCAUGUGGAACAUCUCUGAUGCCAACUUCUCCUGCUACCAUGAGUCUGUGGUGGGCUAUCGUUACGUUGCAGUUACCUGGGGGGUGACGGUGGCUGUGACGGGCACCGUGGGCAACGUGCUCACCUUGCUGGCCUUGGCCAUCCAGCCCAAGCUCCGUACCCGCUUCAACCUGCUCAUCGCCAACCUCUCAGUGGCCGAUCUGCUCUACUGCACCCUUCUCCAGCCCUUCUCCGUGGACACCUACCUGCACCUGCGCUGGCGCACCGGCGCCACCUUCUGCAGAUUGUUUGGGCUCCUCCUCUUUGCGGCCAACUCUGUCUCCAUCCUCACUCUCUGCCUUAUAGCCCUGGGACGCUACCUCCUCAUCGCCCACCCUAAGCUCUUUCCCAAAGUUUUCAGUGCCAAGGGGAUAGUGCUGGUGCUGGUGGGCACCUGGGUGGUGGGUGUGGCCAGUUUUGCCCCCCUCUGGCCCAUCUAUAUCUUGGUGCCCGUAGUUUGCACCUGCAGCUUUGACCGCAUCCGAGGCCGGCCCUACACCACCAUCCUCAUGGGCAUCUACUUUGUGCUUGGGCUCAGCAGCGUCGGCAUCUUUUACUGCCUCAUCCACCGCCAGGUGAAGCGAGCGGCACAGGCGCUGGAUCAGUACCAGCUGCGCCAGGCAAGCAUCCGCUCCAACCACGUGGCUGGGACAGAGGACGCCAUGCCUGGUCAUUUCCAGGAGCUGGACAGCGGGCUGGCAUCAGGAGGGCCCAGUGAGGGGAUUUCUUCUGAGCCAGUCAGCACUGCCACUACCCAGACCCUGGAAGGGGACUCCUCAGAAGUGUGGGACCAGAGCAACAGCAAGGUAGCUAAACAGAUGGCAGAGAAAAACUCUUCAAGAGCACCUGCCAAGGCCAGGCCAACUAAAGGAGCCCAGAAAGCUCAGGACUCACCAUCAGAGUUUGGGAAGGUGACUCGGAUGUGUUUUGCUGUGUUCCUUUGCUUUGCCCUGAGCUACAUCCCUUUCUUGCUGCUCAACAUCCUGGAUGCCAAGGUCCAGGCCCCCCGGGUUGUCCACAUGCUUGCUGCCAACCUCACCUGGCUCAAUGGUUGCAUCAACCCUGUGCUCUAUGCAGCCAUGAACCGCCAGUUCCGCCAAGCCUACAGCUCCCUCCUAAAACGAGGGCCCCAGAGUUUCCGUAGGUUCUAUUAGACCUGUGUCCCCAGUCGCCAGAAUCUGGGACCGUCUCCUCCAGGACUAAAGUGGCCAGCUGAUGCGGGAGUAGAUGAAAUGUUUGUGGGCAUUUUUAUAGACAACCUCCCCCCAACCCCCAAACCAGACUUCUCCAUCCCCUGCUCAAUGUUUCCAUCCUAGGCUGCCCAAGGUGCAUUAUUAAUUAUUAAUAAAUGAA